Messenger RNA from Megachile rotundata (alfalfa leafcutting bee), 1812 nucleotides. RefSeq lists its product as uncharacterized. NCBI's taxonomy places the organism in Eukaryota, Metazoa, Arthropoda, Insecta, Hymenoptera, Megachilidae. The record is from RefSeq and is a predicted model, not a curated record. Gene Ontology annotation, cellular component: nucleus. Gene Ontology annotation, biological process: regulation of DNA-templated transcription.
ACCGACGAAUCGAACAUUAAAACGUGCUCUCGUUCGAACGAAUUCGAAGGCAAAAUAAUAAGGUCAGGUGGAAAUACGAAUGGGCUUUGUAUAACUACGGGACGGAGAAAAACUCGGCUUCCCUUCGUCUAACAUAUAGUUUUAUUGAAAAUUCAUUCAAGGUUAGAUUUCGUUCGAUGUACCUUGACCGAUUUCAACGAGACUCGGCGCUAGUCUCUGAAGUACACCCUUAGAAAAUAGUUUUGUAAAUUUGGAGGAAAAUCUCACUUUGUCCCGGUUUCCUACCGAUUCGUAUCGGAAUAAUGUAGACCGGUUAGCGCGUCGUCUAUUUAGAGGUGCAGGCUCCCACGAGACCGGUGCGAUGAGGACGUCGAAGGUGCUGGCGUGAAUAUCCCGAGGAUGCAGCAGGCAAGCGUAGGUGGCUGCGAUGGGGAUUCUCGACCGGUGAAAUCGGCGAAAAUUUUUGGUAUGAAGGGCGACGUCGCUAACGACAGAAGCUCGAGCGACCCCGACGCUCGAGUCAGGGUGAAAGUCGAGGCUCCAGAAUCGACGGAGAUGUUCGAGAUGAAACGGGAGCCUCAAGACCAGCACGAGUAUCAGCACGACUUCCGUUACGACAGAAAGUCGAUCGUGCCCUUGAAGCUCGAGCUGAAUCAGGAUAUCGCUGGUCAGACACAGCAGCAUCCAGGAUACCGUGCUGCUACCAGCGGUUUCCCGAAUUCUUACGGGUUUCCGCACUUCUAUGGGACAACGAUGCUACCUCCUCCGUUUCCUGCACCAGUACCUCGACAGGAUAAAAUCGAAGAGCAGGAACGCGAACAGGAACGAUACAGAGUGACUAGUGUUCCUGGUGACGGUGAUUUUCCUCAUCACGAGCCUCAUCGGUUCGAGAUCAGUGAUUAUCAAACUAAGCAUCCUGGGUAUCCUGCGAUGCCUUACGCGUCCUUUCGACCUUCGAUGCAACCACGUUCGUCGUACGGUGGUCAUCAGAAUAAUAGUAGCUACAGGAACACGCAGUAUCAGAACAGGAAGCGCAAGUGGGGCGGGGCUGCGCUUCGUGGGAUGCACCCGUCGAUACCGUGGCCAACGUGGUUCUAUCGACCAGAUUUCCCUCUCGGUACACCACUGCCUCCGACUAACCACGUUUCGAACACCAGCAGUGUUCCUACCUCGUCGCCUUUAUCCUCCAGAUGUUUGCACUCGGACGCGCCAAAGGGUUCAGAGUUUCUUGACAGCAGCAAGAUCCACGGGCAAACUCCGACGAUAUGCACGUCCAUAAGAUGCACCGUAAACGGAUGUUCCUGCGACUCGUUCACUCCUGGAAAGCGGCACAUCCGAUACUGCGACAGGUGUCAUCAUGGUUGGGUGCUUCACGCGUUGGCGCGUCUGUCGUCUGGUGGGGAUGUCGUCUCCAGCCCCCGUGCCGUUGGUAGGGAUGACAGGAGCGUUGGAGGGAGGGUAAAGCAGGCGACGCCGACGACCACGGUGACGACGACGACGACGACGAUGACCGCGGUCGCGGGUGGGGGUGGCAGUCAGGAUGGUGGUGGCAGUGUUGGUGGUGGAGGCGAUGUCGCGGAGAAGGAGGAGAGGCCACCGGCUUCAGAGAGUGUCGAGCCGACGGCCGCGUUUGACGUCGCAUCCCUCGUACUCUACGGCUCGCGCGCACUACCGAUACGCCUUAAGAUCUUGCUCGAUCAGUUGUUCAACCAGUUGCAGCACGCGCAAGUGACACGUUUACUAGCCGCUUUCGGCUGGACGUACGAGGAUUACACGCGAGGAUACAUACUGCAGGUGAGUCCACCCAUUUAA